ACUAUGCCAAAAAGGCCUUCAGACGACACACUUCAGACGACACAAGUAUUGUUUUGUGUCGUCUGAGUUUUUCAGACGACAUAAUUUUUUUUUAUGUUGUCUGAAUAUAGGCUAAAACCAUACGAGUUCAAUUUGGAAAAAUGACCAGCAUUCAGACAACACAUUUUUGUUGUUGUAAAAGAUGAUGAUUUCCUAUCUCAAAUUUGGAGGGAUAUCCAAAAUUUGAUCAAGUACUUUUCCCUCUCUAAUAGCCAAGCUCUAGUUGACUAGAAAAUGUUGUGACAUUCAGACAACAUUUAAAUGUCGUUCGAGUGUAGAGCUUGUUUUAAAAUAUUCUAGGUUAUUUUGACUUGUGCCUCGCAAUUAAGUCAUUUUCUGUCCUUCUCACUCGAUCUGCUCUCUCAGCUCGACCUAGACCUCGCGAAACUGAAAACCUUAAAAACCAGCCUCUCUCAUCCUCACUCAGCUCUCUCAUAUCUCGAUUCUCACCCUCUCCUUCGUCUUCUUGCUCUCUCGAUUCUUCUUCUUAAUCUCUCCCUCUUCUUCUUAGUUUUGAUUUUAGGGUUUGAUUUCGAUUAGGUUUUUCUUCUAUUUAGGGAUAGGGACCUGUCCAUCAGCACAAGUCUUUCACUUCCCAAGAACUAAAUCACAGAGCAGGGGCGGAUUCAGCCCUGACUGGGUAGGAUUCAAGCCCCAUCGCCGAACUCGGUUGGAGAAUUGGAGCACUCCCGAGUCCCGACCCGAACACGGAAGAUGGAACACAGAACACAGCAACCUGCAAGGCUACAACCAACAACCAGUCUCCGCCAGUCCGCCUCUGCAGUCUCUGAGCUUCGCCUCCAGGCUCCAGUGUUUUCAAUCUGCUGGGUGACUGUUGCAGUAAGGAAAAGAUCGUCUCCCAUCACUUGUCAGCCGUUUUCAAUCUCAGCAAAGAACUCAAAGCCGCCAUUGACGUGCUUCCAAGCUUUGCGUCGCGGUCCAAACGACGUUAUCGUCAAGUCAAGGAGGGAUUCUCCAGGCCUUAUCUUCUCCAGGCCUCCACCAAGAUGGCUUUGGAAUCCUAUACAUUUGGACCGUUCAAAAUCGGCAGCAGGGAAGUGUUUCACAGCUCUAAUCUAUCGUAUGCCUUGGAUAAUCUGUGCCAUGUUGUUCCUGAUGAACAAAAUACGGCAGGAGCUGCAGUCAUAUUUGUCAAAUGGACCAAUUACAAUUGUGACUGGGAGUCAAACAGGUGCUAGCAGAUAUGGUAUAAUUAUUGUUGCAGUAGUGGCAGGAUAUGGCUACUUUUGGUGGAAGGGGUGGAAACUUCCUGAUAUGAUGUUUGCAACAAGACGUAGCUUAGCUGAUGCUGGCAAGUCUUUUUCUAAACAGAUUGACGGUGUCUUUUCAUCGAUUUCAAUCACCAGGCGACAAUUAUCUUCAAACUUGGAUGGUGUGGACUGUAAUUUAGCUGAGAGUAUUGAAACUACUGUUAGGACACAACAGGAGGUUAUUGAACUACAAGGAAAAACAGAUUCCAUCAGCACGGAUUUUAGAAAAGUUCAACAUGCAGUGCUGACUCUGGAAACUAAGAUUAACAUAAUAGAAGGCAAGCAGGAUUCAACUAAUGACGGAGUGUGGAGGUUGUGUGACUAUGCCAAGAGAUUGGAAAAUAGCAGAACCACAGAACGUAUUCAGGCAUGUAUUGAACUCUUCCUGUGAACACUACUGGCAGACCAUUUCUUAUGUCUUAUUUAAUAGAAUUUUAGGUUUUGUUUCGGUCUAACGAUUGAUUUCAUCAUGGCUGUAUGAAAAAUUCAAUACUUAUGUCUUAUUA
Messenger RNA from Rosa rugosa (rugosa rose), 1816 nucleotides. RefSeq lists its product as uncharacterized. The transcript has 10 exons. Bases 754 to 1701 code for a protein of 315 amino acids. NCBI's taxonomy places the organism in Eukaryota, Viridiplantae, Streptophyta, Magnoliopsida, Rosales, Rosaceae. The record is from RefSeq and is a predicted model, not a curated record.